AUGGUCCGGCUGUUUGAAGAGAUGAGCUACCGAGACGGAGUCGUCUAUUUUUUGCCUAUUUACAACUGGUUUUGCGUGGUCGACAGUGUGACACAAAUCUAUCAACAUCACGCUGUUCAAACAAAGAGGAAGACAGUGGCUGAAGAGCUAGAUAUCAUCAGAGAUAUUCUGAAACAGCUCCAAUCUAAAUGGCCAUCGGCUAUAGUGGUUCUGGAUUGGAUAAACUGGAUAGUCAGUAGCGACCGAGCUGCUGACGAGGUUGUGGUCCACUUCUCCAAAGCCCAACCCGCAUCCAUUCAUGAAGAAGACGGAGUUGAAGAGCCUUACCUGGGGUCAUUGACAUUGAAAACUUUGUUUCCGUUUCCCCCUAGCAUGUGCCCGAACAUGAACCUCUUGACCAAAGGCUCUGCGACUGAACAUCAAUCAGGAAUAUCUCACUCGGACCUCCCCGACAAUGAUUUUCUGCCUGGGAUCUUUGAUGACAUGCCUACGAAUGCUGGAUUUUUUGACAUACACCAUGAAAACCCCCAUCUAUCCAACUCUUUGUCCGACACAUUUGACUAG
This is a messenger RNA of Cladophialophora bantiana CBS 173.52, 564 nucleotides long. RefSeq lists its product as uncharacterized. The transcript has a single exon. Bases 1 to 564 code for a protein of 187 amino acids. The record is from RefSeq and is a predicted model, not a curated record. Lineage: Eukaryota; Fungi; Ascomycota; Eurotiomycetes; Chaetothyriales; Herpotrichiellaceae.